UGAGUGUGAUGUCUCAUUGGCAACACUAGAUGUACUACUCUCUAGUCUCUACUACUCUCCAACACAAAAUUAAACAUUAUGUGUAUUAUCUAUGCUCUCCAACGAUUUGUCCACUGAAGUAUUGUCCGAUUUGGCGUGUGCAGUGUAUCAUUAACAUUUGUCAUCAUUCUUCGUUGUCUAAGAUGAAGUUGGACUUUUCAACAAUGAUUCAUCAGAGAAUAAGCUGGGUGCAAAUCCUUUGCGCUACGUUAUUUCUCAACCCAAUAUUUGCAGAAUGGAAUACAAGGGACUACAUAAGAAGAGAGCAUUCACUGACAAAACCCUAUCAAGGUAGUGGAAUGUCCUUGCCAUAUUGGGAUUUUUUAGGUAGUACAAUUGUAACCUCGAAUUAUGUGCGUCUAACACCCGAUUUGCAAUCAAAAGCUGGUGCUCUAUGGAAUACUGUUCCCUGUAACACUAGAAAUUGGGAACUGCAGGUGCAAUUCAAAGUGCAUGGUCGAGGAAAAGAGCUAUUUGGUGAUGGAUUUGCAAUAUGGUAUGUCAAAGAGAGAAUGGAAAGUGGCCCUGUAUUUGGCAGUAAGGACUACUUCAAUGGCUUAGCAAUCAUACUCGACACAUACAGCAACCACAAUGGUGCUCAUAAUCACCAGCAUCCAUACAUAUCAGCAAUGGUAAAUAAUGGAACACUCCACUACGACCACGAUCGUGAUGGAACCCACACUCAGCUCUCUGGCUGCGAAGCAAAGUUUCGAAAUUUCAACCAUGAUUCACAUAUUUCUAUAGUGUAUAGGGAUGAUACACUUAUUGUAUCAACUGAUUUGGAAGGCAAGAAUGCCUGGAAGGAAUGUUUGAAAGUGGAGAAUGUCCUGUUGCCUACUGGUUACUACUUUGGUGCCUCUGCCACUACUGGAGACUUAAGUGAUAAUCAUGACAUUAUCUCUAUAAAAAUGUUUGAACUUGAUCUACUUGAAUCUCAAAAAAAAGACGAAGAUAGAUCUCACAUUAUCCCUUCAGCAGCCUCAUUCGAAGCACCACGCGAACGCAUCGAAGACGCCAAGCCAGCCAUGUCAGGCAUCAAAACAUUCCUCUGGAUGAUGUUUGUUGCCAUUGUAAUCAUUGUGCUAGUCGUUCUCGGUAUCAUGUGGUACCAAAAACGCCAAGAGCAGUCCAGAAAAAGACUUUAUUGAUGAUAGUGCUGUUCGAUUAUAGUGUGACAGUAUGGAAUUUAAUGAAUCGUGUUUAGUGUUAACUAAAGCCUUCGUCAAACAGAACGCGUAAUUAGCGCGCGUCAGAGCGCUAAACUGACGCCGCGCUAUGACGCCGCGAUGUGUCGUAAUACUAUAGUAACAUACCGUCAAACAGAGCGCCAGCGCUAUGCGCGCUACAUAUGUGUGACGGUAUGUUACCACAGUAGUACAUCACAUCUCGGCGUCAUAGCGUAGCGCUCUGACGCGCGCUAAUUACGCGUUCUGUUUGACGAAGGCUUAAUAGUGUAUCAGGCAGUGAUGAUGACAAAUUGAAAUGUCCAAAGUGAAAUUUUUUAAGGUAUUUAUAUUUUUAUACGAAACAAGGAUCUUUAUAUUUCCAGGAUAUAAAAUAGUUUUUUAAACUAAAUCUUGAAAUUUCUUGACUUCUUCAAUCUAAUUACUGUAAUUAUUAGUAAGACGUAACUGAAAAAUACACGUUAUUACUAAAACUUUGUUUUGUAACUUGUAACUUUGUUUUACUAUUUAAAUGUUUCGUGAUUAUAGUAGAAUGAAAGUCAACUCUGUUAAAAAUCUAUAGACUGCGAUAAUAUUAUGUUUGUGUUUUUAAAUUGCAUUGUUAUAUGGGUCCUAGAUAAAUCAAUGCAAGUACAAAAUUUAAAGGAGAAUGGUUUGGUGAUUCUAAAGCAUAUAACUUUUAUGUGAAUCAAUAAUAAUGUCUGUAAUUUCGAAAUAUUGCCAACAAUUUUUUUAAGAAAGGGGCUGUGUUAUUAUCUAUAUGUGGACUAAAUCUGGUCAUAAUUUGGACAGCACUAUACUUGGAUUUAUGUGUCUGCAACUGAUUUUCUUAUUAUAAUUUCACUUCCAUUGGUAUACCAAGUUGCAAAACUGGAAUCUAGAUGUGAUCCUUCGAAAUACUAUGUAUGAUAUUAACGUUCUAACGAAAAUAAAUGUCUACAUUAAAAAAAAAGGGAUUUUUUAUCAUGCAUAUUGUUUCCUGGAAAUAGUACAACAUGCCCAAUGUAGUAUCGAUCAUAUACACAAAUUGCGUAAAAAAGACAGAAAAAACAAAAGUUGUAAUGUAAUUGAUAGUUACAUAAUAUAAAAAUAGUUUUUAUAACUAUCAGAUUAGGUCUGAGCAUGUGAAAGGCCUUUCGGUUACUUGCAACAGUAACUAAACAAACUGAAAGAAAGAAUAUUACAAAGAAUGCAUUACGUAUUUAAAUAUUUACUGGUGGUAGGACCUCUUGUGAGUCCGCGCGGGUAGGUACCACCGCCCUGCCUAUUUCUGCCGUGAGCAGUAAUGCGUUUCGGUUUGAAAGGUGGGGCAGCCGUUGUAACUAUCCUGAGACCUUGGAACUUAUAUCUCAAGGUGGGUGGCGCAUUUACGCUGUAGAUGUCUAUGGGCUCCAGUAACCACUUAACACGAGGUGGGCUGCGAGCUCGUCCACCCAUCUAAGCAAUAAAAUUUACGAUCGCCAAUUGAAUGCUUCAUAUUUGGACUUCUACAUAUAUAUAUAUAUAUAUAUAUAUUAUAUCUACAUUUGUUUCGAAACACUUAUUGUACAGAGCAUUUGAGUCGACUAUUAUCAAAGGCGGCAAUCUGACUUUUGGACAAUGAUUGGUAAAUCAGAAAAACGAAUUAUUGACUUUGUAUUCCAUCGGCAGUCACAAAACUCUUCGGAACGACAUCUUAGAUAAAUAACAGGUUAACUAUUAACCUUUAUUUAAUGCAGGUUUUGAACCGUAUUCUUUGAAGGAGACGAUUAUAUUCAAAUAAAUCUGUAUUGACAUAUCAAUAAAAUUUUGUUGUCCAAAUGCACAGAUUGCCGCCUUUGAUAAUAGACGACUCAUUUGUAGCCUUCAGAUUUUAAUACUUUUUCCAAGACAAAUAGUAGGUACAUAUAUUUAUAACGAUACACGUUAGCUUACCAAAUUACAUAAUGUCACAUGUAAACUAUAGUUUCACAUCCCUAUCCCGACUUUUUUGUUAAAGUUCAUUAAGACAUUCCUUGACUGAACAUCACUAAAAGAGUUUUAUUUGAUACAGUAAGGUUUAUUUUGUUCCUAUUAAAAAUAAAAUAUAUUUAUGAUAGGUAAUGUAAUUUAUAAUUACUAGUUCGCGUGCUGCUGCAUCGCAGAUAAGUGAACUUUAUAUUUUAAUGUUUUUUUAAGUGUUUAACUCAAGCCAUCUCCGCUAUAAUAUAAAUGUUAAAUUACAAAUCCUUUUUGUUGUAUGUACCUAUGCUUUGAUAUUUAAUAAAGAAAUUGUUAGACUA
Messenger RNA from Bombyx mori (domestic silkworm), 3484 nucleotides. RefSeq names its product VIP36-like protein. Gene Ontology annotation, biological process: endoplasmic reticulum to Golgi vesicle-mediated transport. Gene Ontology annotation, cellular component: endoplasmic reticulum membrane; Golgi membrane; endoplasmic reticulum-Golgi intermediate compartment. The coding region runs from base 30 to 1187 and encodes 385 amino acids. Gene Ontology annotation, molecular function: D-mannose binding. The transcript has 6 exons. NCBI's taxonomy places the organism in Eukaryota, Metazoa, Arthropoda, Insecta, Lepidoptera, Bombycidae. The record is from RefSeq and is a predicted model, not a curated record.